Molecule: messenger RNA, 366 nt
Organism: Teleopsis dalmanni
Lineage: Eukaryota; Metazoa; Arthropoda; Insecta; Diptera; Diopsidae
Gene: RpS28b
Product: 40S ribosomal protein S28
Exons: 2
Coding region: 99-296 (65 amino acids)
Biological process (GO): ribosomal small subunit assembly; maturation of SSU-rRNA; translation
Cellular component (GO): cytosolic small ribosomal subunit; ribosome
Molecular function (GO): structural constituent of ribosome
Source: RefSeq, a predicted model, not a curated record
ACAAAAGUUUUUCGCGUUCUUUCUACUUCCGACUGUCACUUUGAGUGUUUGUCGCACGUGAAUUUUUUCCGAAAAAAUCACAAAUUUAUUAAGAAAAUAUGGAUAAACCAGUCGUUUGGGCACGUGUUAUUAAAGUUUUGGGCCGUACCGGUUCCCAGGGUCAAGCUACACAAGUGAAAGUUGAAUUCCUUGGUGAGCAAAAUCGUCAAAUCAUCCGCAACGUCAAGGGACCAGUUCGUGAAGGUGAUAUUCUAACCCUGCUUGAAUCAGAACGUGAAGCAAGAAGACUUCGCUAAUGUAGAUGUACGGUGUCGUUUUAAUAGAUUUUUUAUUUAAUAAUCGACAGUUACAACAAAUAAAUUCAAC